GCGGAAGUGACAGCUAGAGGCGGCUGUAACUUUGAUAGUUCAGUGAUUUAUCCUUAAUAAUUAAAUACUAAUUAAAUAAUUAUAACAAUGAAAGGACUAACAAGUUAAAUAAGCAGUAAUUUUCGCCUUAUUUGUCUUUCUUUGACCGAUAAACAAAGCCGGAAGUCCUUGUUUACUUUUGAUGGAGCUCACACGUGACAAACUAACUAUGGACAAAUCCAUUUUCAUAACCGUGUUUCUUGUAUGUUUUCCUGAUUUUUUAAUGGCCGAGCAGCCUCACGUGGUCUUCAUCCUGGCAGAUGACUUUGGCUGGAAUGAUGUCGGUUAUCACAGCUCUGAGAUCAGCACUCCAAACCUGGACAGGCUGUCUGCUGCAGGAGUCCGCCUGGAGAACUACUACGUCCAGCCUAUCUGUACCCCCUCCAGGAACCAGCUCAUGACCGGGAGGUACCAGAUCCACACGGGCAUGCAGCAUCAGAUCAUCUGGCCCUGUCAGCCCUACUGUGUUCCUCUGGAUGAGAAACUGCUGCCCCAGCGGAUGAAGGAGGCGGGUUACGCCACACACAUGGUUGGCAAGUGGCACCUGGGCAUGUACAAGAAGGACUGCCUGCCCACGCGCCGCGGCUUUGACUCAUACUUUGGCUACCUGUUGGGCAGCGAGGAUUACUUCACUCAUCGCCGCUGUAAUUUCAUCUCCGCUCUGAACCUGACUCGCUGUGCGUUGGACCUGCGGGACGGAGAAGAGGUCGCCACCGCAUACAAAGGAGUUUAUUCCACUGAGUUGUUCAGCCAGAGGGCCACCAGCAUUAUUGAAAAACACAACUCUAACAAGCCGCUCUUCCUCUACGUGGCGUUGCAAGCCGUCCACGAGCCCCUUCAGGUGCCCGAGCGCUACGUGGCCCCCUACAGCUUCAUCGAAGACCGCCAUCGCAGGCUGUACGCCGGCAUGGUGUCGGCCAUGGACGAGGCGGUGGGAAACAUCACUCUGGCUCUGCAGCAGAGUGGACUCUGGAACAACACGGUCCUGGUGUUCUCAACAGAUAACGGAGGUCAGACGCGGAGCGGUGGCAGCAACUGGCCCCUGCGAGGGAGGAAGUGGUCCCUGUGGGAGGGGGGGAUCCGGGGAGUCGGGUUCGUCUCCGGCCCGCUGCUGAAGCAACCGGGGACCGUCAGCCACGAGCUCAUCCACAUCACCGAUUGGCUGCCAACCCUCGUCGGCCUCGCCGGAGGGAGCACCAACGGCACGAAGCCACUGGACGGAUUCAACGUGUGGAACACAAUCAGCAAAGGGUUGGCCUCACCCAGACUGGAGCUGCUGCACAACAUUGACCCACUGUAUGUUGACCUCGCUCCAUGUCCUGGCACCGGGCGUCAGUUAACUUUGGCUCAGGUGGACGGCGGCGGCGGCUCCGGGGCCAACUCUGGCUUCAAUGUGUCCAUUCACGCCGCCAUUCGAUCCUCAAACUGGAAGCUGCUGACUGGCUACCCGGGUUGUGACAUUUGGUUCCCGCGGCCCGGCCAUAACAGCUCCGAGUCUGGCCCGUCCAGAGUGGAUCCACUGAAGUCCGUCAUGCUGUAUGACAUCGAGAAAGACCCGGAGGAGAGGAAUGAGUUAUCCGCUGACUUCCCCGCCGUAGUGGAGUAUCUCCUCAGUAGGCUCCAACAGUACCAGAAGAGCGCCUUGCCGAUAAACUACCCCGAUAAUGACCCCAGAUGUGACCCGGGCCCCACGGGAGCCUGGGGACCCUGGGCCUAGAUGGCGGUGAGGUGACAAUGAUGAAGGUGGUAGCACUUUGUUUACUGGGAAUUACAGCAGCAGGAAUCUGUUCUGUGGGGAAAAGUUUUUUAGUCAAACCAGUCUAAAAUCGAUCAUGCUCAUAUUUAAUUUAAAUUUGAAUAUGUGACCAAUUAGAUUCUUUAUUUUUAUAGCAACCAAUGAAAAAAUCUCUUUGUCCCGGCUCUGAGAUGCUUCUGUAAAGGUUUAGUGAAAGCGAUUGCGUAAACGCUGUCAGCUACACAUGUUGCUGAUUUGUAAAGACUACACCCCCCCUGCUGUUUCAGGUAUUUGCACAUCAUUUAUCUACUGUUGAGAAGCCGCAGGCUGCUUUGUACGUGUCAAACAUGUUUUUAAACCAGACUGUGGUAUCUUUUUGGAGCUUUUUUAAGGAUUGUACAGGAGAGGGCAAAACAUUGGAUGGGUUCAAGAGAAAGCAGACGACUCAUAACGUUUGAUUUUAGCCAGAUUUUGAAAUGUAAAGCUGCACUAUUUACAAUGGUUACGGCGAGUACAUUUUAUAUGAAGGGAGAUACAUGAAGUGGAAAACCCACAGAGAUUCAUCAUUAGACUCCCCUCACUCUGCAGUGUUUUAGCAUCUUUUAGCUCGUUGUUUUGGUUCUGCUCUCUUUUGCAUCUUUUCCAUCAGCAGCAGGAACCUUUUAAAAGCAAACACGUUCUGAUAAACAAACUAAAUUCUACCUCCCAGACUUCAAAAAGCAGAUGUCCAAAGUUACUAACUAGCUUGUGAACACAGUGGAGCAUUUAGCCACUAAAGAGCCAGAUAUAGUUGGUGGAGACCUGAAGCAGUGUUUUCUAUCUUUAAAGAUAUAUAUUUUUAUUAUAAAAAUGUCUUAUCAAAAUAAAAUGACGAAGGAAUCAAAUGUUUUAAUAUAAAUUUGUUACAGUUUUGCUCAACUUUGCUAUUCUUAGAAGGAAGAAGGAAUACAACCUAAGUUUCGAGGCACAGUCUGUGGAAAUAUUUGAUUUGGAAAUCAGUUAUAGCAAUAAGUGCCUUUUUAAACCAGCUGCUGGACAAGAUUUAUGUUGCUUAGGGAACUAUAUGUUACAAAAUCAGAUAGUAAUGUACAUUAUAUGAGACCACACAUGGAAGCAAAAACAAAGCUAAAACGAGCGUGAAUAAUGGAAUUAAAUUCGUCAAGUUGCUAGAAAGACGACUCCGAAUGAAGGAUAAUGUUGCUGCAUGUCUGCUGGAUGUGUAAGUAAGCAACUGUUUGCUAAAAUCAUCUUUAUAAGUUGAUAAUAAGUCAAUGUUUUGUUUAUAUAUUGUUGCCUUGCACGCUAAAGUAUAAUUGCAGGGUUAAAAUAUGUUGUUUUAAAUUAACUGUGCUGUCCUUUUUUUAUUAUUAUUAAUUGUACACACCACUAUUCGUAAGUGCCUUCUUGUUUAAAAUGUCUUACCCAAUUGAUGUGCUUGUUCGUAAAACAAAAAAUACAUAAUAAAGAGGU
Anoplopoma fimbria (sablefish) is the source of this 3244-nucleotide messenger RNA. RefSeq names its product arylsulfatase B-like. The transcript has 8 exons. NCBI's taxonomy places the organism in Eukaryota, Metazoa, Chordata, Actinopteri, Perciformes, Anoplopomatidae. The record is from RefSeq and is a predicted model, not a curated record. Bases 182 to 1756 code for a protein of 524 amino acids.